Cutaneotrichosporon oleaginosum is the source of this 1530-nucleotide messenger RNA. RefSeq lists its product as uncharacterized. Gene Ontology annotation, biological process: DNA replication initiation; DNA replication, synthesis of primer. The record is from RefSeq and is a predicted model, not a curated record. Gene Ontology annotation, cellular component: alpha DNA polymerase:primase complex. Lineage: Eukaryota; Fungi; Basidiomycota; Tremellomycetes; Trichosporonales; Trichosporonaceae.
AUGUUCAAGCCCACCGUCCGCGUCAAGGCCGAGGGCGAUGUCAAAGUGCACAAGCGCGGCGCACCAAGCUCACGGUAUCCUCACCGACUAAACUUCUAUGACAACCCCCCAACACUAGACAUCACACUAGACGAGUUCGAAACAGCGGCGCUCACGCGCCUCCGCGUCCUGACCUACCUCGAGGCGCUUUCGCAGCGCUCGCUUCCUCCGGCCCAGCUCUCCUCCACCCUCGCCGCUUACCUCAAACAACACCUUCCGUUAUCCUCAAACACGGCGCGCUCGGCAGACCUAGAAGCCGAGCGGCGCCUCGACGCGAUCGGACACUGGGUGCUGCGCCUGUCGUUCGCGCGCUCGCCAGAGCUGCGCGCGCGCUUUGUCCGCGCCGAGACCGCGCUCUUCAAACACCGGUUCGAGACUGACGACGCGGCUGAGCGCGCACACUUCCUCGCGUCCCUCCAGUUGGCAUGGGACACGGUUGGCGACACCGAGAAGAGCCACUUUGCGCGCGAGCUCCGCGCCACGAUGUGGUGGGCGAAGGAGGACGCGUUCGCUGCCGAAACAUGGUUCAAGGUCCCGUGGGCGUCGGUGCCGGAUCUCGUGGCGCAGCGGCGCGUGUUCGUGCGCAAGGGCAUGGCGUAUGUCCCGCAGAGCAUGCAGAUCAGUCUUGUGCUGCAGGCGUUUUCGGCGCGGCUCGAGGCGGCGCUCGAGCUCACGGCUAAAAAUCUGCCACGGCUGGACGAAGACGAGCGGCUCGCGCCCGUCAUCGACCACCUUGCGUCGUCGUUCCUCUCGGGCCUCGCGGGCGCCGAGUUCACACCCUCCGACUCAACAGCCCUUGUCACGGCCGAAAUGGUCGACGACGUCGCGCGCAAGCACUUCCCGCCAUGCAUGCUGAACCUCUACGAGCGGCUCAAGCGCGACCACCACCUGAAGCACUUUGGGCGGCUGCAGCUCGGCCUCUUUUUGAAGGGCAUCGGGCUGCCGCUCGACGAAGCCCUCGUCUUCUGGCGCCGGAUGUACGGCGCCGCCAUGUCGGACGACAAGUUCAACAAAGAGUACCGGUACAACAUCCGGCACAGCUACGGGCAAGAGGGCCGGCGCGCAAACUACCCGCCGCGCAGCUGCCAACAGAUCCUGACGUCGCACCAGCCGGGCACGCAGGACGCGCACGGCUGCCCGUUCCGCCACUUCGGGCCAGACAACCUCCAGACACUGCUCGCGUCGUACCGCAUCGAGCGCGGCAGCGCCGAGAUGAAGGACAUCAUGGACAGCGUCAAGGCGAGCGCGUACCAUGUCGCGUGCACGCGGCUGUUUGAGGUCACGCGGGGGAUCAAGCGCGGCGAGGGCGUCGGCGGGGGCGAGAGCGUCACGCACCCGAACACGUUUACGAAGCGGAGCCAGGAGAUCGAGAGCGAGCGGUUGGAGGCGGCCAAGGCGUAGGCUGUAUGUAUAUUUUUAGCGGGGCUGGUGUUCAGGCGGCCACCUGUCGGGAGGCAUAUUGACACAAAGGCCUGUUCCCAGCACAUGAGA